Molecule: messenger RNA, 6844 nt
Organism: Archocentrus centrarchus (flier cichlid)
Lineage: Eukaryota; Metazoa; Chordata; Actinopteri; Cichliformes; Cichlidae
Gene: evi5l
Product: ecotropic viral integration site 5 like
Exons: 20
Coding region: 506-3076 (856 amino acids)
Biological process (GO): regulation of GTPase activity
Molecular function (GO): small GTPase binding; GTPase activator activity
Source: RefSeq, a predicted model, not a curated record
UUGGAAUGAUUGAUACGUCCGUUUAUACCACAUCCCCGUUGAGCCUUUGGCUACAUCACACGGCUGUCAUGGUUAUUUCAGUGGACGCCUCCAGAAAUAUUUUUUUCCUCUAAAUUCGGUUCACACGCAGGCAUCCCCUCUCCGCGUGCGGUACCUUGCGACCAGCUUGUGAGCGAGCGACGCCGCGCUUCCUCCCCGGCUGAGCGGCGGCAGGAGAAUGGCACUGUGCUGGACGGCUUAUUUGUCCUCGGUGGUUUAUUACGACUUUAAUUAGCUGAUAACACGCGUUUGACGUUUACGACAGGCCGGCUUGGGAGCGACGCUAAACACACCGCUCCGAUUAUGGAAAAGGAGUGCAGGUUUAAAGACCUCUGAUCAUAUAGGCUUGCCUGGUGGCUAAUCAGGCAACAGCCAGGCUCAUUAAGGGGGGAGACGUACAGUGAGACUGGGAGACCCUCUUAGCACACGUGCACUGCUUCACUGACCCCUCUCCAACCUCCGCAUCAUGUCUAUCCCCAGCGGCAGCCCAGAAAGAGAGGGCUCUGGUGGGGCUCCCCCUCAGCUCGAGUGCCCCUCCUCCCCAACUGGCAUGGAUCCAGACCCCUCAUCGAAUGGCAGCCCUGUGCUCAGCCCAGAUUCCUCUUCCCAUGAUGCAGUGCUGUCAGCACCUGCAGCCUCUCCAGCAGACUCGGAGAACCUUAGUCCUGAUGAAUUGGAGCUGCUGGCCAAACUGGAGGAGCAGAACAGGUUGCUGGAGGCUGAUUCCAAGUCCAUGCGUUCUAUGAGUGGCUCGCGACGCAACAGUGGCUCCUCGCUGGUCUCCAGCUCCUCGGCCUCCUCAAACCUGUCACACCUGGAGGAGGACACCUGGAUCUUAUGGGGCCGCAUCGUCAAUGAAUGGGAGGAGUGGAGACGCAAGAAGGACAAACUGCUGAAGGAGUUGAUCAGGAAGGGCAUCCCUCAUCAUUUUCGUGCCCUCGUAUGGCAGCUGCUGGGCAAUGCCACCGACAUGCCGGUAAAGAACCAGUAUUCUGAACUGCUGAAGAUGUCCUCCCCCUGCGAGAAGCUCAUCCGCAGAGACAUUGCCCGCACCUACCCUGAGCAUGAGUUCUUCAAAGGCCAGGACAGCCUUGGUCAGGAGGUCCUCUUCAAUGUCAUGAAGGCGUACUCUCUGGUGGAUCGAGAGGUGGGCUACUGCCAAGGCAGCGCUUUCAUUGUUGGAUUGCUUCUAAUGCAGAUGCCAGAGGAGGAGGCCUUUUGUGUUUUUGUUCGUCUGAUGCAGGAGUACCGGCUGAGGGAGCUCUUCAAGCCCAGCAUGGCAGAGCUCGGUCUCUGCAUCUACCAAUUUGAAUAUCUGCUACAGGAGCAACUUCCGGAGCUGAAUGUCCAUUUUCGGUCCCAGAGUUUUCACACUUCCAUGUAUGCGUCCUCCUGGUUCCUCACCCUUUUUCUCACUUUCCUCCCUCUUCCUGUCGCCACACGCAUCUUUGAUAUUUUCAUGUAUGAGGGCUUAGAGAUUAUCUUCCGUGUAGGCCUGGCCAUCCUGCAGUACAACCAGACUGACCUCAUUCAGCUGGACAUGGAGGGCAUGUCACAGCAUUUCCAGAAGGUGAUCCCCCACCAGUUUGACAGCUGCCCAGACAAGCUGAUCCUCAGGGCCUACCAGGUCAAAUACAACCCCAAGAGAAUGAAGAAACUUGAGAAAGAAUACACCACCAUCAAGAACAAAGAAAUGGAGGAGCAAAUUGAAAUUAAGAGGUUACGCACAGAAAACAGGCUGCUGAAGCAGAGGAUCGAGACUCUGGAGAAGGAGAGUGCUGCUCUAGCAGACAGACUGAUACAGGGUCAGGUGACAAGAGCGCAGGAAGCAGAGGAGAACUACGUGAUCAAGCGAGAGCUGGCAGUGGUUAGGCAGCAGUGCACCACAGCCAGCGAGAGCCUCGAGAAAGCACAGGACACCAUCAGAGAGCUACAACAACAGAGGUACACAGAACAGUUUGUGAGCAAUCUGCAGACCCAGCUGGAGCAGUCGAGGCUCCGCGAGGCCGAACUGCUCGGAGCACUGAAGGAAAUGCAAGACAAGGUGCUAGAUCUGGAGAAGAGGAGCAGCUGCCUGCCAGAUGAGAACAACAUGGCAACCCUGCAGGAGGAGGUGAAGCAGAUGAAGCUGAGGGAGUUGGAGACACUGCGCUCAUUCAGAGAGAUGCAGGACACGGUCACUGAGCUGAACCAGCGUUGGCAGCAUCAUAUGUCCCGUAGCAGCAGCACUGGUGGUGGUGGCGGGCACUGGAAGGAAUCACCAAAGAAGAACGCCAUGAAUGAGUUGCAGGACAAACUGAUGACAGUUAGACUGAGGGAGGCUCAAGCCCAGGCUGAGCUCCGUGAGGUUAAACUGAAAGCCCUGCAGCUGGAGAGCCAGAACCAGAUUCACAGCAAACUGAUUGGACGCCACGAGCAGGAACGCUCUGCCCUGCAGGACCGACUCCAGAUGCUGGCCAAUCAGAACAAAGCUCUGCAGGCCCAACUCAGCGAGAUGAAAAGGAAACAGGCAGAGUCGGACUGCAAGAGUAAAGAGGAGGUGAUGGCUGUGCGACUGAGGGAAGCUGACAGCAUGGCUGCAAUGGCUGAACUCAGGCAGAAGAUUGCUGAACUCGAGAUUCAGAAGGAGGAAGGGCUGAUCCAGGGCCAGCUGAACCACUCUGACUCCAGACAGUACAUCAAUCAGCUCCGGGACCAGAUUGCUGAGCUCAAGAACGAGAUCAGGCAGUUGCGAGGGCAGAAGGCGACCCUCAGCUCCAGGGUCACCGGUGGAGGGGGAAGCACCACCUACCAGGAUCUCUGCCUGACCAGUCCCGCCUCUGCUGAGGGGGACUUUCUCAGCUCAGAUGAGGACCUCCUCCCCAGCCCACUGCCUGCCACCGCCCUCUACCCCAGUCUGUCUGGUCCCUGUCACCCGUCUCCACGCCUCGACAGUGAGGGCAGCACAGACAGCGAGGCAGAGGAGCGGGUGCAGACGCAUCCGGACCCACAGCAGCUAUAUGGCAGCAUCGUGUGUGCCGAGGCACUGGAUAACUGAAACCUGGAGAGGAUGCUGAGAUUUUUGUGACCUAAAGAGAAGCUGGAACUGGGACUGUAUUAUCCAGUCAAGUCCUCCUCCUUGGCUUUUCCAGUGUUUGUCUUUUACUUGAUACAGACAUAGUGGCAUUGAUUGGACCUCUUCUGAUCAUCACAACCUGUUGUCUCUGCUCCUCGUUGCUGUCUCCACUACUAUUUCCCCACACUGUCCGAUCCCUGACAGAGUGGUAAUGUACAACCUCUCUCCUUGUCCCCACGUGUAAAUGCGCUACAGACUGUCAAAAUACAUGUCCAUUAAACAAAAAAAACAAAUCACAUGAACAAAAUGUUCUGCUCGCUGCUCAAGAUCUACCACUGGACCUGAAUCUGUGACUGUGGCCACGAGUGAGUAGACAGAUGGGAAAGCUGUAAGCUUUAAGCUGAGUAAAAGAUAUUUAACACACUGUAUACUCUGGCCACCCUUCUAUAACUCUGCUCCCUGAUUAGUUCAGAGUUAAAUACAUCUUUAUUCUCCCUUUUCCCUUUUUAUGCCUCUCAUCCAUGUUCACUGCCUUUAGAUGAAACUUCUAGCAGCCAUCUGUUCCCCUCUGUGUUUAAAAAAAGAAACUUAAAUGGUGAUGAUUAUGCGAAGGAUUGGUCCAGCACAGGAAUACGCACACAUCUGUAUCAAACCGCAGGCAUAUCACAGAAAGGCAUUCCUAAAUGAAUCCUUAGCAUACUGAAUAUUUGUUUUGCCUGUGUGUGGCUUGCAGAAGGCAAGUGAGUUACACGCACAAGAGGUCAUAUUCACAGCAACCCACAAAAAGAAGAAACUUCGUGUUGCCAAAUCUUUUGUUUUCUUUUUUUUUUUUAAUUAUUUAUGUGCUGUAAUUUAUUUUGAUAUUGUUGAAUUUUUUUAUAUACCUAUAUGAAAUUGUAGGAGUGUAGAGAUACCGACAGAGGCCAAACUUUCUACACCGUCCUUUGUGCCAACUAGUCAUCUGUCACGGGCUCACUGUGACACCCGCCGAGUGAUUCAGAGACAGAAAACGUGCUGCUAUGAUUUCCAAGUUAUUUCUUCUGUUUUUCUUCUUACUGUUAUUUUUGUCCCAACUUUGCGAGGUUAACAUCCGACCUCCCAUUAACUCUGCCGUAGAUUAGUUGGACAAUUACUGUGUAGAGCAGUGAUGUCUGAAAAGUGAACUGUUCAACUUCCUCUCUGGAGCUUCUAAACAAAAGGGAAGUUUCAUUUAACACCAAACUAUGUUAUUUAUGAGACCACUCUGAUGUCUGUGUAAAGCUACAGCUAGGAGGGGGUUGGCUGAUUUCAUGCACAGCUCAUUUUUACACUUGAUCUUUUGUAUGGAUUAAAGGAAGACUGUAAUGUUUGCCAUACUGUGGUCAUAAACACCAUUAGAAAACCGGUCAUCAGUAAUAUUGGUAUGUUUGCUAGUAUGGUCUAAUCAUCAGCAAUUGGCCAUACUAAACAAUGCAGAUAAGGCUGUAGCUGCUAAUAAAACUCCUGUGAGUACUGAAGUCCUUAAUACUUCUUUAUAUUUGGACAGCACUGAGCUUAUGCUGUGCUAAGCUAACCCGUGCCCAUUACUUGGCUUGAUAUUUAACAGACAGACAUGAGAGUGGUUUCAUCCCCUCAUCAAACUAUUAUCCAAGUAAUCUGGCUCAUAUCACUUUCUGACAGCUAAAAUUGUGGGUCCAUGACAGCGGAGGGUCUUAACCUAAGGAUGCUAAUGUUAAAGGUUGUCAGGAUCUUCAUGACAGGAGAGAGUGUGGGUAGAAAAAUGUUUAACAUAUCAAACAAUAUAUUCUAUUUAGAAAAAUGGCUGUAAAAAUGAAUGGAAACAUAUGAAAUAUACUGUGUGACAGGAACAUAUAGAUGAUAUUUAAAGCUGUACUGGAGUGUGUAUAGUUUAUCAAACAGGGUGUUAUAUCUACAGAGCAGUGAUCUUUGCUUUUUGCACUACAGAGAAAGGCAGAUUCCCAGCUUGUGAUGCUAAGCUGGGAGCUCUGAUGUAGAUUCAUGGAGUCAUGGUGGGAUCAUUUUUCAUCAUAUUCAUUUCUUCGGAGGGACCUUACCAAGAUAAAAUCUUUGUAUUGUGUUUCUUCACUCUUUGGACCAACUGUUUCUAAAUCCUCUAGAGGCUUUCUGUUUCAUAACACAUCAUAUUUUAAUGUAAUGUAAUGCUAAUUAAAGAAUUAGAAGAACAGAGCAUUAUUGCCAUCUCCUCAGAAAUUAGGGAACUGGAUCUUCCAGUAAUGGCUAUUAAAGAGCUAGAGAGGAUGUCAGUUUGCCCACCAUACUGUUGCAAGUAACAGCUUUGUCAGUGAUGGGUGUAGCAACUGAAAUCUCUACCCUGGAAUCACUGCUAAGGUAUUGUCAAACCAAAUGACGGUUGUACCAACAUUUCAUUUGUACAGAUUGCUAUCUGCUCUCUUUAACAUGAGAUUUAGGCCCUUAGAUGUGUUUACUUUGUGCCAUAUUAGACUGGAUUUCAUACUUAUGGUCAUAAUCCUCAAGAAUUUUGAAUAUAACAGGCCCCAUUCAUGAGGACACUUUGAUUUCACUUUGAUUUAUGUAAGGCAGACAGUCCUCUAUGUAGAACUUUUCAUUACGGGGACAUGCUCUAAGGCAUGCUGUAAAUGGAAAAUAAUCUCAAAAUAUUGGAAAAAAGUUCCAUGAAACAUAGAGUGGUAGCAACUAAAUAAUCUGAUUUAUGUAGACCCACAAAGAGGCUAUAAUUUUCCUCAAAUAAAUAUGUGAUACAGAUGCAUUUCCAUGACUUCUUUUCAGGGUUUGCAGUUUAAAUAGCACUCUCUUAACACAUUAUCUUACUGCACUUUUGGCAGCAGUUUAAUGAUACAUAACUGGAAAAUGAGCUUUGAAUUUUACUCAAUGCUCAAAAUAUUGAAUGAAAAUGAUCAUUAAUUUGCCUUUUUAUUAACGACUCUGGACAAUUUGUCCACGUUUGCACCAUGAAUGAUGAAAAUUAGCCUAACAUUUACUUUCAUACGUUAAACAUGCUUCAAGCUAAACUUAAAACUUAUCAACCGUGACUUAAAUCUUAAGGAUUGGAUUUCAGAACAAAACACAUGGACCCAUAUCAGUAAUCAGGGUCCAUCAACACACCCGUACCACAGCUGUUCAGUGAUGGUGCUCUGUUCUCACCGCUGUCUGAGUGCAACUCUUAUCUACUGUGAUGAAACAUUUUGAUAUGUUUUGUAAAGCAGUUUUGAAUACGGUACGUUUCAUCCUUAAUAUUGUUUUUAGAAUUGCCAUCCAUACUUUGGCUUGUCCUAACAGCAUUACAUGAGAUGAUAACGAUUAAACAUCACGAUGUGCCAUAAAAGCAGAGAGAUUUACACACUUUGUUGAUUUACGUUUAGCAUUCGUCAGCCGAAUUUUCAAAUACGAUCACACUGUGUUGCUCCAGAUUUAUCAUCUUAAAACUGGAACGUCUGCCACAAGUUUCCCCAGAUUUAAAGCAGAAGAUUAAACAAAUACAGCGAGAGUUUCUCUUCUCAGAUGGUCUUAGUCUGGUCUAGAGUUUCUCAGAUUUAUGUACUGUAUGUGACGACUGUUUGAUAUCCGCAGCCGCAUCAUUCAUCAUCCACCCUCUCUCUUUCUCUAUCUCUCUCUUGCAGUUCAACUGAUGUUGUCAAAUAUAUUAAAUGACAGUAAAAAUUAUAUAAAUUCCAGUAUGAUGGGGAAAAAUACAUUUCAGUGUUCUGUAUCCUAUGAAUGAUACAAAAUAAACUUUGACAUUGCACCUUU